CUCCUCCCUUUCCAGGUUCCCCCCCACCCCCUCGUUUUCCCUCCCCCCACCCCCCCAUUCGAGUCCUGCGGACCUGGGGGCUUCGGGAGCUGGGCGCUAUGAAAAGUGUCUGCCCAGUCACUUCCGGUUUUUCUUCCCCCAAUCCCUCAGCUGCUGCUGCUGCUCAGGAGGUCAGAUCUGCCACUGAUGGUAAUACCAGCACCACUCCGCCCACCUCUGCCAAGAAGAGAAAGUUAAACAGCAGCAGCAGCAGCGGCAGUAACAGUAGUAACGAGAGAGAAGACUUUGAUUCCACCUCUUCCACCUCUUCCACUCCUCCUUUGCCACCCAGGGAUUCGGCAUCCCCUUCAACCUCGUCCUUCUGCCUGGGUGUUUCCGUGGCUACUUCCAGCCACGUACAGGUACAGAAGAAGCUGCGGUUUGAAGACACCCUGGAGUUUGUAGGGUUUGAUGCGAAGAUGGCUGAGGAAUCUUCCUCCUCUUCCUCCUCAUCUUCACCAACUGCUGCAACAUCCCAGCAGCAGCAACUUAAAAAUAAGAGUAUAUUAAUCUCUACUGUGGCUUCGGUGCAUCACGCAAACGGCCUAGCCAAAUCAUCUGCCGCCGUCUCUAGCUUUGCUAACAGCAAGCCUGGCUCUGCUAAGAAGUUAGUGAUCAAGAACUUUAAAGAUAAGCCUAAAUUGCCAGAAAACUAUACAGAUGAAACUUGGCAGAAACUGAAAGAAGCAGUGGAAGCUAUUCAAAAUAGCACUUCAAUCAAGUACAAUUUAGAAGAACUCUACCAGGCUGUAGAAAAUCUCUGUUCUUACAAGAUUUCUGCAAACUUGUACAAACAGCUGAGACAAAUUUGUGAAGAUCACAUCAAAGCACAAAUUCAUCAAUUCAGAGAGGAUUCCUUGGAUAGUGUUCUUUUUCUAAAAAAGAUUGAUAGGUGCUGGCAGAACCAUUGCAGACAAAUGAUCAUGAUCAGGAGCAUCUUUCUAUUUCUGGAUAGAACUUACGUUCUUCAGAAUUCAAUGCUGCCAUCCAUUUGGGAUAUGGGACUGGAGUUAUUUAGGGCACAUAUUAUAAGUGACCAGAAAGUCCAGAAUAAGACAAUUGAUGGCAUUCUUCUCUUAAUUGAGAGGGAAAGAAAUGGUGAAGCAAUUGAUAGAAGUUUACUCCGAAGCCUUUUAAGUAUGCUCUCCGAUUUACAAAUUUAUCAAGAUUCUUUUGAACAACGAUUUUUGGAAGAAACUAACCGGCUUUAUGCAGCUGAAGGCCAAAAAUUAAUGCAAGAAAGAGAGGUUCCUGAAUAUCUUCAUCAUGUUAACAAACGUCUAGAAGAAGAAGCAGACAGACUUAUUACAUAUUUAGAUCAAACUACCCAGAAGUCAUUAAUUGCUACUGUAGAAAAACAACUUCUAGGUGAACAUUUAACAGCAAUUCUUCAGAAAGGUUUAAAUAAUCUCCUCGAUGAAAACCGAAUUCAAGAUUUGUCUCUCCUGUAUCAGCUGUUUAGUAGAGUUCGAGGUGGCGUUCAGGUUCUCUUGCAACAAUGGAUUGAAUACAUCAAGGCUUUUGGCAGCACUAUUGUAAUUAAUCCUGAAAAAGAUAAAACCAUGGUUCAAGAAUUGCUGGAUUUUAAAGAUAAAGUUGAUCAUAUAAUUGAUAUAUGCUUUCUGAAGAAUGAAAAAUUUAUCAAUGCCAUGAAAGAAGCAUUUGAAACAUUCAUUAACAAAAGACCCAAUAAACCUGCUGAACUUAUAGCUAAAUAUGUCGAUUCAAAGCUUCGUGCAGGCAACAAAGAAGCUACAGAUGAAGAACUUGAGAAAAUGUUGGAUAAAAUUAUGAUUAUAUUUAGAUUUAUCUAUGGCAAGGAUGUUUUUGAGGCCUUCUAUAAGAAAGAUUUAGCCAAACGUCUGUUAGUUGGGAAGAGUGCUUCUGUAGAUGCUGAAAAAUCAAUGCUGUCCAAACUCAAACAUGAAUGUGGAGCUGCUUUUACCAGCAAGCUUGAAGGAAUGUUUAAAGACAUGGAGCUUUCAAAAGAUAUCAUGAUUCAGUUCAAACAGGUAAAAUAUAUGCAGAAUCAGAAUGUACCUGGAAAUAUUGAACUAACUGUGAAUAUUCUGACAAUGGGUUAUUGGCCAACAUACGUGCCUAUGGAAGUUCAUUUACCCCCAGAGAUGGUAAAGCUUCAGGAAAUUUUUAAGACAUUUUACCUAGGUAAACACAGUGGCAGAAAACUUCAGUGGCAGUCGACCUUAGGACAUUGUGUGCUAAAAGCAGAGUUUAAAGAGGGCAAAAAGGAACUCCAAGUCUCUCUUUUUCAAACACUGGUGCUGCUAAUGUUUAAUGAGGGGGAGGAAUUCAGUUUAGAAGAGAUCAAACAGGCUACUGGAAUCGAGGAUGGUGAGUUAAGGAGAACUUUGCAGUCAUUAGCCUGUGGCAAAGCUAGAGUUCUGGCAAAAAAUCCAAAGGGCAAAGAUGUUGAGGAUGGUGACAAGUUCAUUUGUAAUGAUGAUUUCAAACAUAAACUCUUCAGGAUAAAGAUCAAUCAAAUCCAGAUGAAAGAGACGGUUGAAGAGCAGGCAAGUACUACAGAAAGAGUAUUCCAAGACAGACAGUACCAAAUUGAUGCUGCGAUUGUUCGAAUUAUGAAGAUGAGAAAGACACUUAGCCACAAUCUACUUGUUUCAGAAGUAUACAACCAAUUGAAAUUCCCAGUAAAGCCUGCUGAUCUUAAGAAGAGAAUAGAAUCCUUAAUUGACCGGGACUACAUGGAAAGAGAUAAAGAAAAUCCAAACCAGUAUAACUAUAUUGCAUAGAAUGUUGGCUUUGCUGAAUUUGGGGUCAUAUGCAGUAGCCAGUGGAUAAAACUAACCUUUUGAACCUGUA
Messenger RNA from Ochotona princeps (American pika), 2877 nucleotides. It is a transcript of the gene CUL4B, whose product is annotated as cullin 4B. Gene Ontology annotation, biological process: protein ubiquitination; DNA damage response; ubiquitin-dependent protein catabolic process. Bases 99 to 2807 code for a protein of 902 amino acids. Gene Ontology annotation, molecular function: ubiquitin protein ligase binding. Gene Ontology annotation, cellular component: Cul4B-RING E3 ubiquitin ligase complex. The record is from RefSeq and is a predicted model, not a curated record. Lineage: Eukaryota; Metazoa; Chordata; Mammalia; Lagomorpha; Ochotonidae. The transcript has 21 exons.